Messenger RNA from Lemur catta (Ring-tailed lemur), 2614 nucleotides. It is a transcript of the gene ADPGK, whose product is annotated as ADP dependent glucokinase. The record is from RefSeq and is a predicted model, not a curated record. Gene Ontology annotation, biological process: glucose metabolic process. Gene Ontology annotation, cellular component: endoplasmic reticulum. The transcript is spliced from 7 exons. The coding region runs from base 93 to 1580 and encodes 495 amino acids. Gene Ontology annotation, molecular function: ADP-specific glucokinase activity. NCBI's taxonomy places the organism in Eukaryota, Metazoa, Chordata, Mammalia, Primates, Lemuridae.
GUAACGCGGGUGCCGACGUAGCCGCGCCGAGCCCGGAAGAGGCGCGAGCCGGGCGGGGAGUCUGACGGCGCCGCUGCCGCGUCUCGGUCCCCAUGGCGCUUUGGCGCGGCUCUGCGUACGCGGGCUUCCUGGCGCUGGCCGUGGGCUGCGUCUUCCUGCUGGAGCCGGAGCUGCCGGGCUCGGCGCUACGCUCACUCUGGAGCUCGCUGAAGCUGGGGCCCGCGCCCCAGGGACCCGUCUCCCCCGAGGGCCGCUUGGCGGCCGCCUGGGACGCGCUUAUCGUGCAGCCGGUCCAGCGCUGGCGCCGCGUGGCAGUGGGAGUCAAUGCAUGUGUCGAUGUGGUGCUUUCAGGGGUGAAGCUCUUGCAGGCACUUGGCCUGAGUCCUGGGAAUGGGAAAGAUCACACCGUUCUGCAUUCAAGGAAUGAUCUGGAAGAAGCCUUCAUUCACUUCAUGGGGAAGGGAGCAGCUGCUGAGCGCUUCUUCAGUGAUAAGGAAACUUUUCAUGACAUUGCCCAGGUUGCAUCAGAAUUCCCAGGAGCCCAGCACUAUGUAGGAGGAAAUGCAGCUUUAAUUGGACAGAAAUUUGCAGCCAACUCAGAUUUAAAGGUUCUUCUUUGUGGUCCAGUGGGUCCAAAGCUGCACGAACUGCUUGAUGACGAUGUAUUUGUCCCACCAGAGUCACUGCAGGAAGUGGAUGAGUUCCACCUCAUUCUAGAGUAUCAAGCAGGGGAGGAAUGGGGCCAGUUAAAAGCUCCCCAUGCCAACCGAUUCAUCUUCUCUCACGACCUCUCCAACGGGGCCAUGAAUAUGCUGGAGGUGUUUGUGUCUAGCCUGGAGGAGUUUCAGCCAGACCUGGUGGUCCUCUCUGGAUUGCACAUGAUGGAGGGACAAAGCAAGGAGCUCCAAAGGAAGAGACUCUUAGAGGUUGUAACCGCCAUUUCUGACAUCCCCACUGGUGUUCCAGUUCACCUAGAGCUGGCCAGUAUGACCAAUAAGGAGCUCAUGAGCAGCAUUGUGCAUCAGCAGGUCUUUCCUGCAGUGACCUCCCUUGGGCUGAAUGAACAGGAGCUGUUAUUUCUUACCCAGUCGGCAUCUGGACCUCACUCUUCUGUCUCUUCCUGGAAUGGCAUUCCUGAUGUGGGCAUGGUCAGUGACAUCCUCUUCUGGAUCUUGAAAGAACACGGAAGGAGUAAAGGCAGAGCCUCGGACCUCACCAGGAUCCAUUUCCACACACUGGUCUACCACAUACUGGUAACUGUGGAUGGACACUGGGCCAACCAGCUGGCAGCCGUGGCUGCGGGAGCUCGUGUGGCUGGGACUCAGGCCUGCGCGACAGAAGCCAUAGACGCCAGCCGGGUGUCUCUGAGGGCACCCCAGGAGUUCAUGACUUCCCAUUCGGAGGCAGGCACCAGGAUCAUGGUAAACCCCAAUGAGCCAGUAGUGGAAUGGCACAGGGAGGGGAUAUCCUUCCACUUCACGCCAGUGUUGGUGUGUAAAGACCCAAUUCGAACUGUGGGCCUUGGAGAUGCCAUUUCAGCCGAAGGACUCUUCUAUUCUGAAAUGCACCCUGACUCUUAGGAAGGUUGUGGUGGAUAAUUUUUCUAAGGAAGCAGAAGUAGCCAACUUAAGAAUUACAGAAAGAAAGUGGUUUGGAAAAUAGGACUGAGGGUGUCAGAACUGUUUCUAGAUCUAGUUGGAAGACAGCCAAAGAAACAAAAGCAGAUUAAACUGUAUCAGAUACAUUCCAGCCUGUUGGCGAUUACAUAAAAACAUUUCAGGUUUUAAUCAAAAUUUAGCUAAUGAAACUGGAUUUUUGUUUUUUAUGUCAUGUGUUGUCACAGUGCUAGAAACUCGAUUCUCAGAUCUCCAGUUUAUGCAGCAUCAAGUAUUUUAAGCCAGACUUCGUCCCCUUUGAGAGCGUGUCCGCCGGAGAGAGCACUGUUCCCCUUGUUCGCAUCAGAAGUGCACACUUGCUCAGCCACGGUCCUGGCCUCUGGUGAAGCCUGCUGUGAGGGGCCCGUGUCUCUCAGCUCUCUGCUUGCUCAUGGGCAGAACCGUGAUUCUCAUUCAGUGUUACGAUGACAAGAUUUAAUGAGCGUACCUUCUCAGUCUCCUCUCAGACUUAGGACAGAGCCACAAGUAAGGACAAAAUGAUCCCUCCUGUGCUUUAUGAUCACAGAAGGGGCUGGGGAGCCUUGAGUAGCCUUUGAGGGAGUCAUUCAUUCUGCAGUUGUUUGGAAGCCUGGGUGGCUUUGUGAGCUGAAGGACUGUGCCUUCCUGUCCUGGCUGUUUACACUGUGGGCUGGCUGGUAAAAAGCUACUGUGGCCUGAGACAACCUCAUGGCCUAGCUCUGGGUGUGCUUUCUGCAACAGAAGACAGACUUUGUUUAUUCUGAGCCUUCAAGGAGUUUGCUUUUACGACUGGAAUAUGCUUCUGUGUAUAUAACAUCAUAUAUGUUUUAUGUUUUCAUUUGAUACAUCCAUUAAAGAGUUUGACCUCAUAAGAGCCCCAGGAUCAUGAAUAAAUUUGUCAUGUUAUAUAUUUAUUUUUUUAUAAAUCAAGACUUCUGUGUUGCUUUUAAAUAUAUUAAAAACAAUUUACAUUUCAGGAA